AUGGUCUUGAACGACCACAGCAGCAUGGCGACCUCUACCGUCCCUACCACUAACACGACGACCUCAUCUGGCCCUUCAUUCACCGUGAAAGCCGGUCUAGCACAGAUGCUCAAGGGUGGUGUCAUUAUGGAUGUUGUCAAUGCUGAACAAGCUCGCAUCGCCGAAGAAGCAGGUGCAUGCGCCGUCAUGGCAUUGGAGAGAGUGCCGGCGGAUAUCCGGCGGGAUGGUGGUGUCGCCCGCAUGUCGGAUCCCCAGCUCAUCAAGGAGAUCCAAGCCGCAGUCACUAUCCCGGUAAUGGCCAAAGCUCGUAUUGGCCAUUUUGUCGAAUGCCAGAUCCUCGAGGCCCUCGGGAUUGACUACAUUGAUGAGAGUGAGGUUCUCACUCCUGCUGAUGAUACCUUCCACGUCGAGAAACAUCCCUUUCGUGUUCCAUUCGUCUGUGGCUGCAGGAAUCUUGGUGAGGCAUUGAGGAGGAUCAGUGAAGGCGCUGCCAUGAUCAGAACAAAGGGCGAGGCCGGUACCGGUGACGUCGUCGAGGCUGUCAAACAUAUGAGGACUGUCAAGAAAGACAUUGCGGAAGCACAGGCCGCCUUAGCGGAAGGUGAGGGCGCACUGAGAGCGCUUGCAAGGGAAAUCGGCUGUGACCCCGCGCUGCUGAAACAGACUGCCGAGCUAGGCCGAUUGCCUGUGGUCAACUUUGCAGCAGGUGGUAUUGCCACCCCUGCAGAUGCCGCGUUGAUGAUGCAGUUGGGCUGUGACGGUGUAUUUGUGGGAAGCGGUAUCUUCAAAUCCGGCAAUGCGGCAAAGAGAGCCAAGGCCAUUGUUCAGGCCACCACUCACUAUCAGGACCCCAAAGUUCUGGCUGAGUGUAGUGAAGGAUUAGGUGAGGCCAUGGUUGGUAUCAAUUGUGGUAGCAUGGCCCCUGGCGAGAAAAUGGCCGGUCGGGGAUGGUAG
This is a messenger RNA of Rhinocladiella mackenziei CBS 650.93, 954 nucleotides long. RefSeq names its product pyridoxine biosynthesis protein pyroA. Gene Ontology annotation, molecular function: amine-lyase activity. The coding region runs from base 1 to 954 and encodes 317 amino acids. Gene Ontology annotation, biological process: amino acid metabolic process; pyridoxal 5'-phosphate biosynthetic process; pyridoxine biosynthetic process. The record is from RefSeq and is a predicted model, not a curated record. NCBI's taxonomy places the organism in Eukaryota, Fungi, Ascomycota, Eurotiomycetes, Chaetothyriales, Herpotrichiellaceae. The transcript has a single exon.